AUGGACUUUUUUAUUCUGUCGGUGGUCCUUCUGUCAUACAGCACUCAAGUUUCCGCUCUUCUAAAGCUGUCGCCCGUCAGCUUGACUGUCCUUAGCGGGGACGAGGCCCGCUUUACCUGCAGUACCGACAGUGCAGAAUGGGACGUUAUGAUGUGGGAGCUGAACAGCACGGUGGUGGUCACCAUCUCCAGAAUUCACAAUGUGCUUUCCUCCUCCUUGCCCAAUGUGACAGCAGAGAAAAGCCAGAAUGGAGAUGGUUGGGAGUUGGUUCUCAAGAGUGUGGAGAGGCUCCAUGAGGGACAAGUGAGCUGUAACCUGCAGGGCAAUGGCAAGAAAACAGCAAGGCUAUUUGUUCAAGAAAAAGGGACUGUGAACAUCUUUGGAGACAACACAAUAGCUUUAAAGGGAGAGUUGGUCUGGUUUGAGUGUGACGCCGUGGGAUGGUACCCCGAACCUUCUUUGCAAUGGGAAGUCCAUGGUAAAAAGUUGAGCCAGAGUUCAUACCACCUCAGCAGUGAACAGACGGGAAAGAGCCUCUUCACUGUGAGCAGCAACCUCAGCAUGACGGCGACACAGAGCUCACGUGUUGACUGUCUGGCCUCAGUGUCUGCCCUCUCCACGCCACUGAUGAGCAGCAUUUCUCUGACAGUGGUUGCAGAGGUGGUGGAGGAUAAAGAUGACUGCACAGUCCCGUUGGCGGUAACGUCCUCCCUCACCGCUCUUCUCCUGCUCCUGCUGCUCUGCAUCUGCACUGUCCUCUGGUACAGAGAAAGGAGACAAGCAAAGAAAAGUACACAGGAUGCAAACGGGUGUGAGGAAUCAAACAAUGGACGAAGUUUGCCUGCCGAGCCUACAGGUGGCAGGGUCAACUUUGGAUUUAUGAGUGAGGGCGCAACAGACGCAGUUUACAAAGAGAUAAUCAAGGAAAUUCAUAGCAAGAUGGAUUUUGUCAGCGUUGACAAGAUUCCUGAUGUUGUGACAUCUAGCAGCCUGUCUUUACAUCGUGAAGGUCACACCCAAGUCAACCUUUCAGAGGAGAACUCCAAAAACAUCAGGAGAGUUACGACAGUUUGAACACAUUUGAUGUGCUUUCUGAAUUUAGAUGUGAAGUAUUUUCACCAAUGUUUCCAAAUGUUUUUGUAAAGUCACUAGCUCGUUGUGAGUGUUUUUAA
Phycodurus eques (leafy seadragon) is the source of this 1172-nucleotide messenger RNA. It is a transcript of the gene igsf5b, whose product is annotated as immunoglobulin superfamily, member 5b. The record is from RefSeq and is a predicted model, not a curated record. Bases 1 to 1074 code for a protein of 357 amino acids. NCBI's taxonomy places the organism in Eukaryota, Metazoa, Chordata, Actinopteri, Syngnathiformes, Syngnathidae. Gene Ontology annotation, biological process: cell-cell adhesion. The transcript has 9 exons.